AUGUCUAGAGACGCACCACUUAAGGCAGAUAAGAGUUAUGCCGAAAUUUUAGAAAAGCAGCUACCUCAGAUUGAUAUUUUAGCGAGAAAUGAUUAUAGUAAGGCCCUAGAUCAGUUGUUAACUUUGGAGAAACAAACAAGACAAUCAUCUGAUCUUGAAUCCUCUAAAAAGGUUUUGGUAAAGAUUGUAGAUGUUUUGGUUGCACAUGAUAAAUGGGAGCUGUUGAAUGAGCAAUUGGUUCUAUUGUUUAAGAAGCACGGACAGUUAAAGCUAUCUGUGCAAACAAUGGUCCAAAGGAUUAUGGAGAAGCUGAAAGAUCUUAAGGACAUAAACAAGAAGAUUGAGGCAAUUGAGGCCAUUAGAACCGUUACGGAAAACAAGAUCUUUGUUGAAGUCGAACGGGCCCGUGUGACCAGAGAGCUAGCUCACAUCAAGAGAUCGCAGGGCAAAUCGGACGAGGCAACUGAUAUACUAUGUGAAUUACAAGUGGAGACCUACGGCUCGAUGGAUAUGUCAGAAAAGAUUGAGUUUAUAAUUGAACAGAUGGAAUUGAGCAUUGAGAAGGGUGACUACUCCCAGGCUACAGUUUUAUCCAGGAAAAUCUUCAAAAAGACUUUUAAGAACGACAAGUUUGAGCAAUUGAAGCUGAAGUACUACGAGUUGUUGAUCAGGAUCAGUCUUCAUAAAUCCGAAUACUUAGAGAUUGCUCAAUACUACCAAGAAAUCUAUAACACCUCCUCAAUCAAGAAAUCACCCGAGCUUUGGAAACCUGUGCUCUCACACGUAGUAUACUUCCUGAUUUUGGCGCCAUACGACAAUUUGCAAAGUGACCUCAUCUACAAAUUACAGCAGGAUAACAAUCUAAAGAAACUGGAACUGCAGGAAUCACUUGUGCAAUUGUUCACUACUCCAGAGUUGAUGAGAUGGCCCAUGGUCAAGCAGACAUACGCUCCUAUAUUAAGCAAGGACGAUGUCGCGUUCGGUGAUAAUAAAAACCACUGGGAAGACUUGCGCAAACGAGUAAUUGAGCAUAACUUGAGGACAAUCUCCACAUACUAUACUAGGAUUAAGUUGCCAAGACUAAAUGAGCUGUUGGAUUUGGACGAAGCCGAAACAGAAACCUUCAUUAGUAACUUAGUCAACCAGGGAAUUAUCUACGCUAAAAUCAAUAGACCCGAGAAAAUCGUCAACUUUGGCAAGCCUAAAAACUCCAGUGAGCUGCUGAACGAGUGGUCCAACAAUGUAGACCAAUUAUUGGAACACAUCGAAACUAUUGGCCACCUAAUCACCAAGGAUGAGAUUAUGCAUGGAUUGAAGGCUAAAUAA
Messenger RNA from Eremothecium sinecaudum, 1326 nucleotides. It is a transcript of the gene RPN5, whose product is annotated as proteasome regulatory particle lid subunit RPN5. Lineage: Eukaryota; Fungi; Ascomycota; Saccharomycetes; Saccharomycetales; Saccharomycetaceae. The transcript has a single exon. Gene Ontology annotation, cellular component: nuclear proteasome complex; cytoplasm; proteasome regulatory particle, lid subcomplex. The record is from RefSeq and is a predicted model, not a curated record. The coding region runs from base 1 to 1326 and encodes 441 amino acids.